This is a messenger RNA of Sclerotinia trifoliorum, 528 nucleotides long. NCBI's taxonomy places the organism in Eukaryota, Fungi, Ascomycota, Leotiomycetes, Helotiales, Sclerotiniaceae. The record is from the annotation of a GenBank genome assembly.
AUGAAAUACGACGACAUGGUAUCUAUUUUCAAAGGGAGAUCUUUCUCAUGGUGGAUUCCAAUAAUUUGCACUUCAAAUGUCCUUGCCGGAAUCGCCGCUUGGGUGAUCUUCCAUGGGCCGCCUCCCGAAUCGGUCCCACUCGAUUUCUUCUAUAGCUUUACCAUGCUCAUCAUUCUUGGAAAUCGAAGCUCGAAACGUCCAAAUAAGCGGCCCUACAACGUUGCAAUGAGGGAUUUGGUUACUCGAAUUGAGUGCGCCACGAUCAUGACCAUAUUAUCGUGCUGGGCUGUAGUGGCUAUCUUCAAGGCACUAUCAAGAGACUUGAGACCAUUAAGCGAAGAAAACUCUGGAGGGGAAUGGGCUGGGUUAAUAGUCUUUGGUUUUUUCACGCUGCUUUUCUAUGCUGGUGUUUUGGCUGCAACUUGGCUGCCAAUUAGCUCUGACGAACUGGGAGACUUAUAUGACCCUGUAGCGACCGAUGAAGAAAGUAUAGAAUUGAGUAGUCACAAAGAGCCUGGAGAGGCCUGA